Molecule: messenger RNA, 4955 nt
Organism: Cuscuta europaea
Lineage: Eukaryota; Viridiplantae; Streptophyta; Magnoliopsida; Solanales; Convolvulaceae
Source: the annotation of a GenBank genome assembly
AAAGAGGGUGUGUGUUAUAUGCUCCCGUGUUGUUUCAGCUAUGAUAAUUUCUAUCCGCCAUUGGGGUGCCUCAGCUAACACACCUCCCCGCUAUGUCAGCUGGUCGACCAACUGACCAAGGCCAAGUUAAAGAGAAUCAAUCUUUUGUUUAGCCACUCUCGUUCUUUUGACUCACAACGACUUAAACCCUAUCUCACCUCUCACACCAGUGGCCUAAAUCCAUGUGAGACCCUGUUUCCCCUCCAUUGUUUCAGAUGCCUCUCAUAGUUCAUUUCCGAAUGUUUUUUCACGCGACAAUUUUGGAAAACAAUCACUCUCAUCUCUAGUGUUAUUACAUUUCUAUACAAUCAACUAAGUUUUUUGUUCAUGGUCCCGGUUCAGUUACGGAGGCAUUCCUAUUACUGCUUUGAGACUGAAAGUCGGCUGUAAUAAUCUACUGACACAAACUUACCGCAUUUGAGGCUUGCUGAUCAUCUCCACAGCCCUAUUAUUGUGUUGUCUGUUAUCAUUUAGUAGGAUUGUUUUGUAAAAAUAAGAAAAUGAUAAUCUAGAUGCCCCAUUUGUGUAAUUGGCAACUGAUGCUACAAUUAACAUUAUUAUCAGACAUUUUGGCUGAAAUAUAUUGACCUGAUUUGGAUUCUGUCCUCCAUGAUCGCUUCUUUCAAUUUGAUUGGUCUGCUAUAUCUAAAUGCAGAGUUAUUAGGUUAAUAUUUUCACAUUCAAAAGACUUUUUGACAUCUUUACCUUGCAUUGCUUGGUUGUGUGAACUCCAAGAAGUUCAUUUUGCUGAAAGAUGGAGAGCUUGGCACACCUUGAAGCAUUGUGUGAGAGGCUUUACAACUCGCAAGAUUCUGCUGAACGAGCACACGCAGAGAACACUCUCAAAUGCUUCUCAAUAAGCAGUAGCUACAUCUCACAGUGCCAAUACAUUUUAGACAAUGCAUCAUCACCUUAUGCACUUAUUAUGGCUAGUUCAAGUCUGUUGAAGCAAGUGACAGAUUGCAACCUAUCUGUGCAGCUUCGGUUUGAUAUUCGAAACUAUACUAUAAACUACCUGGCCACAAGAGGACCUGAUUUGGAGUCUUUUGUAACUACAUCAUUAAUUCAACUUGUUUGCCGAGUUACAAAGUAUGGGUGGUUUGAAGAUGACAGUUUCAGAGAUGUGGUUAAGGAGUCAACAAACUUCUUGAAUCAGACACCAUUACAUUAUGCCAUUGGUUUGAAGAUACUGAAUCAACUGAUAUCUGAGAUGAAUCAGCCAAGUUCUGGGUUGCCACCAGCACAACAUCGUAGGGUGGCUUGCUCCUUUAGAGACGAAUUGCUUCUUCAAAUAUUUCAAAUAUCCCUUACUUCGUUGUCACAACUGAAGAAUGAGGCUGGCAGCAAGUUACAAGGACUGGCCAUUGCACUAUCGCUAAAGUGUUUAUCUUAUGAUUUCAUGGGGAUAACGGUUGAUGAAACAUCAGAAGAUCUUAGCAACAUUCAGAUACCAGCCGCGUGGAAACAAGUCAUUGAGGAUCCAUCAACUGUAAAAAUAUUCUUUGAUUACUAUGAAAUCAAUGAAUCUAACUUCUCAAAGGAGGUUUUGGAGUGUCUGGUCCGCCUUACUUCUAUUAGAAGAUCCCUCUUCACACAUGAUGCUGCUAGGAUGAAGUACUUGUCACUCUUGAUGACAGGAACUAGAGAUAUUCUGCAAACAGGCAGAGGGCUCACACACCAUGAUAAUUACCAUGAGUUUUGUCGUCUUCUUGGACGUUUUAAAGUAAACUACCAGAUCCAAGAGCUUGUACAUGCUGAAUGCUAUGGUGAUUGGAUACGUCUAGUGGCUGAAUUUACUAUGAAAUCUAUACAGUCAUGGCAGUGGGCCAGUCGCAGUGUUUACUACCUCCUUGGGCUCUGGUCUAGAUUGGUGUCAUCUCUACCAUAUUUGAAGGGAGACACUCCAAGCCUACUUAAUGAGUUUGUACCUGAGAUUGCAAAGUGUUAUAUCACAUCAAGAUUCAAUUGUUUUCAGGCUGGACUUCCUGAUCCCUCAGAGAAUCCCCUUGAUAAUGUGGAACUUUUACAGGAUCAGCUUGAGUGUCUUCCUUACCUUUGUAGAUUUCAGUAUGAGAGCUGUAGCUUAUAUAUUACACAGAUUACAGAUCCACUUAUACAGUUGUAUAUGGAAGCAAGUGAACUCCAAGUCAUUUCUGUGGUCGAAACUAAACUGGCUUGGAUAGUGCAUAUAGUUGCAGCUAUUAUUAAAACAAAGCAACUUAGUAAUUACAGUGGGGAAUCACACGAAAUUCAUGAUGCUGAGCUUUCAGCACGUGUUCUUCGGCUGAUAAACAUUGCCGAUAGUGGAUUACACACUCAGAGAUAUACUGAACCAAGCAAACAGCGGCUUGACAAGUCUAUUCUCAUCUUCUUUCAAAACUUUAAAAGUUCAUAUGUUGGAGAUCAAGCAAUUCAUUCUUCAAAGCAGUUAUAUGCUAAAUUGUCUGAACUUCUUGGGCUUCAUGAUCAUAUGCUGAUCUUGAAUUUCAUUGUGGGAAAGAUUGCGACCAAUCUUAAAUGCUACUUCGAGGGUGAUGAAGUUGUUGACCAGAGUUUAAAUCUCAUGCUGGAAAUGGCUUCGGGAUAUAUGACUGCAAAGCUUCUUUUGAAGUUGGAUACUACUCAGUUAAUUAUCUCUAAUCGUAAUAGGGAACAGUUCCCUUUUUUAAGGGAUCACGGGGGUUCUCGCUGCAGAACAACAUUUUAUUACAUUUUGGGUUUGUUGAUCUUCAUGGAAGAUAGCCUUAUGAAAUUUAAAGCAUCAAUGGAUCCACUUCUACAGGUUUUCCUGAGUUUGGAAUCAAUACCUGAUUCAUUAUUCCGCUCCGAUGAUGUGAAACAAGCUUUAAUUGGACUGAUGAGAGAUCUUAGAGGAAUUGCAAUGGCUACUAGUAGUCGAAGGACCUAUGCUUUCCUAUUUGAUUGGCUAUAUCCAGCGCAUAUGCCCCUUAUCUUGAAAGCCAUCACUGUAUGGGCUGAUGCUCCCGAGGUCACAACACCAAUACUCAAAUUUGUUGCUGAGUUUGUUCUGAACAAGUCCCAACGCCUAUGUUUUGAAACAUCAUCGGCCAAUGGAAUACUACUUUUCAGGGAAGUCAGCAAAUUGAUUGUUGUGUAUGGGUCGAGAUUGCUUUCUCUUCCCAGUCAGGUGGAUGUGUAUCAGUUCAAGUACAAGGGGAUAUGGAUUUCCCUUACUAUUCUUGUAAGAGCCCUUUGUGGUGACUAUGUCAACUUUGGAGUAUUUGAGAUAUAUGGGGACAGAGCACUUGCUGAUGCUUUAGAAACUGCUCUGAGGAUGGUUUUGUCUAUUCCGUUGACUGAUAUACUUGUAUACAGAAAGCUGGCAGCAGCCUACUUCACAUUUCUGGAGGCUCUUAUGAAAACACAGAUUUCGUUCAUUUUGAAUUUGGAUACAAACAACUUCAUUUUUAUUGUUGGAUCUCUGGAGUCCGGUCUUAAAGUACUGGAUGGAAAUAUCAAGACACAGUGUGCAUCUGCUGUGGACCAUUUGGCGACUUUCUAUUUUGAAUGCAUAACAUCUGGAGAGAUACCUUCAUCUCCAGUCACUCUCAAACUCGCUCAGCAUUUCUCAGAUUGCCCUAAUAUUUUUCUUGAAAUAUUGAAGACCCUCUUUGAGCUUGUAUUGUUUGAAGAUUGUGUCAACCAGUGGAGUCUAAGCCGACCAAUGCUGAGUUUAAUACUUAUAAGUGAUGAGAUGUUCUCUAAUUUGAGGGCUCAGGUUACGGCUUCACAACAAGUGGAUCAGCAGGAGCGCCUCUCCCUGUGCUUCGAUAAACUAAUGGCUGAUAUAACUCGAAGCUUGGAUUCUAAGAAUAGGGAGAAGUUCUCUAGCAAUAUAGCCAGAUUCCGUAAUGAAUUCCGGACCAGAUGAAUGACUUCAAUCCCAUACUCUGGUUGCCACAAUUUUUCCAUGAUGAUCUUAUCCCCCACCCCUCACCCUCUCCAACAAAGACACAUAUACAACAGGCAUAAAAAAGAAUCUGAACAAGAAAAGAGAAGUCAUCGAGCAAAUGUAGUAGGGAAAAAACACAUCCCCCAAAAGCUUUGUUCUUUUUAUCUGUGUUUCUUUUGCUGUGUCUUUGUAUGCCAAAUAUCUGUAGUUAUGGAUUGGGGAUUUUGUUGUAGUAUGCCCUUUCACUUUAAUCAACUUAUUUCAUGGAAUUUGAUGUGCCCAUUAUAUAUUAUGGUAACAAAAAGUGGUGGGAAGGUAGCAGUGCACACGGUCUAGUUUCGGACCAGAGCAGUUUCCAAUCAGGGUGAAACUCGAAUAGACCGGUUUGAUCCUUCUUGGAGGAACCAGAUCAGAGCCUAACCGGAAAAAUCAAUGCUAGGCCCCAAUUCUUAUUUUAGAAUGGAAUCAUGGAUCAAUCACCCCUUUGAUUUCGGUGAAAAUAGUGAUGGUCCUACUUUGGUUCAGAUCUGGGUCCGCUUGAUUGCUACUAUCCUAAUUGUUGAGUUGAUGCUUGCUUUGAUGGUGAUGUAUUUGCCACUUGGCCGGAGCUGCUUGUAAAACCCACUCAUAAAAGCUCUGAAAUAAUUGGGAAUGCAGAGUCAAAGGAGGGGAUUAGGUAAACGUUCACUGACGCAGACAUUAAAAGAGUCUACGGUCAACACCUCCCCCCACUUCACUUUCAUCAUACCUAUAAUUCUGUACAGGUGUUUGGACGGCAUUUCAUGAAUGGAUAGUUCAAACAAUGUCACAAACUAAAGCAAUGUCCACUAGUAUCGAGACAGAAGAAUAAUACGUAGUAAUAUACUAGUCUUUCAUUUUCUUUUUGUUGAAGUGCAUUACACAACUUUUUGUUCUGAAAAGUUCAACAAUUUUAUCAUUUCAUUCACGAGUUGUGCGUGGUGUAUACCCAGUUGCUAUGUUGUGGGAGCAACCCACAGUGAGC